CACCAGACUUGACAAGAUACUUUUGUACGAGGAUAAGGAUAAGAUUAACUUACAAAAACGGACAGACACUAAUUCUCUCGGCCACACACCGCUACGAAGAUGUCUUCCGAGCCCUGGGCACCUGAUUCUUGGAGGAACAAGCCUGCAGCACAAGAUGUGAUCUACCCUGAUAGAGAGAAACUGGACAAAGUCCUGAACAAGAUCCGCACGCUACCGCCGCUAGUCACUCCGUCAGAGAUCGAGCGACUUCGUCACAGCUUGGCUCAAGUACAGCGCAAUGAGGCCUUCUUACUCCAUGCAGGGGACUGCGCGGAGAGUUUUGACGCAUGCACUCAAGAGAAUAUUUCCAAUAAGAUCGGCCUGAUCCUGUCAUUUUCUCUCAUUCUUAUAUGGGGUGCACGGAUGCCAGUUGUACGAAUAGGCCGAAUUGCUGGCCAGUACGCAAAACCUCGCAGUAGCCCAAUGGAGAAGAUUGGAGACCGCGAGGUCACGAGUUUCCGAGGAGACAACGUAAACGGGCUUGACCCAAACGACAGGACGCCAGACCCUGAGAGACUCCUAAGUGCCUACUUCCACUCAACAACGACGCUCAACUACGUCCGCGGCCUUCUCACCUCCGGGUUUGCCUCCCUCCACCACCCGCGCGACUGGUCACUUUCCCACGUGCGUUCUCCUGCGCUCCGCGAGGAGUUCGAGCGCAUCAACGAGGGCCUGUCUGACGCGCUGGACUUCACGCGCACGAUCGGCUUCGGCAGCCAGCAUGCGAGCUACGAGCAGGGUGGCGGACGCGGCGUGCUCGGCGAGGUCGACUUUUACACCAGCCACGAGGGCCUGAUGCUCGAUUUUGAAGAGGCCAUGACGCGCGAAUUCGCCAUCCCGUCCUCGAUCCCCACCGCGGAGGGCUCUCCGGCGCCCGCAGCGCGGCGCGUGCACUACAACACGAGCGCGCACUUCCUCUGGAUCGGCGACCGCACGCGGCAGCUCACCGGGGCGCACGUCGAGUACUUCCGCGGGAUCCGCAACCCUAUUGGUGUCAAGGUGGGGCCGAGCAUGGAGGCAGCGGAGCUCGUGCGGCUACUCAACAUCGUGAACCCGGACAAGGAAGAGGGCAGGGUCACGUUGAUCACGCGGUACGGGGCGGGUAAGAUCGAAAACCACCUCGCGAGUCACAUCACCGCUGUCCAACAGUCUGGACACCCCGUCGCCUGGAUCAGCGAUCCCAUGCACGGAAACACGCUAACGUCCUCGAGCGGUCUCAAGACGCGUAACUUUGGGACGAUCAUUAGCGAGCUGACGGCGUGCAUGCGCAUCCACGCCGAGUGCGGCUCGCGCAUGAACGGCGUGAGCCUCGAGUUCACGGGCGAGCUGAGCGAGGACGGGUUCAGUGUCACGGAGUGCCUCGGUGGGAGCAUGGAGCUCAGCGAGGAGCAGCUCGGGCUACGCUACCAGUCCUUCUGCGAUCCCCGGUUGAACUUCGAGCAGUCGUUAGAUGUUGCGUUCCUGAUUUCCAACAACUUCAAAAAGGCACGCCGAGGACGCAAGCGUGCCGAUAGUGAUGUCCUGUAUGCGGCGCUGGGUGGGCGGAAGCCCGUAGCAACAGCGUGAGCAGCGACGCCUUGAUCGCUGGCCCCUCUUAAGGCUCGUACACAUCUUGCGAGAUGAGAGUCAAUGCUGUAUCUUGUAGUCACCUUGAUGUAGCAACACAUAUUAUUAGGACC
Postia placenta MAD-698-R-SB12 is the source of this 1718-nucleotide messenger RNA. RefSeq lists its product as hypothetical. Gene Ontology annotation, molecular function: 3-deoxy-7-phosphoheptulonate synthase activity. NCBI's taxonomy places the organism in Eukaryota, Fungi, Basidiomycota, Agaricomycetes, Polyporales, Adustoporiaceae. Gene Ontology annotation, biological process: aromatic amino acid biosynthetic process. The transcript is spliced from 16 exons. The record is from RefSeq and is a predicted model, not a curated record. The coding region runs from base 100 to 1605 and encodes 501 amino acids.